This is a messenger RNA of Vicugna pacos (alpaca), 1093 nucleotides long. The record is from RefSeq and is a predicted model, not a curated record. NCBI's taxonomy places the organism in Eukaryota, Metazoa, Chordata, Mammalia, Artiodactyla, Camelidae.
AUCGCAGAGGCCCAGCUCCUCCGGGAGAGGGCACGCCUGCCCCCACUGGCUCUCCCCAUUCUUUCGGGCCUCACACCUUCCCGCUGCCUGCAAGGACAGGGGCUCUCUCUGGGGUUCAGGCCUCCUUCCUUCCUGCAGGUUGUCUGGGCCUUGACCACGUUCCCAGCCAGCCUCCCUCCCUCCCCCUGGGCUUGGAGGUCACCUUCUGCAGGCCGCGUUACCGAGAAGGAAGUCCAACAGUGGUACAAAGGCUUCAUCAAAGACUGCCCCAGCGGGCAGCUGGAUGCAGCAGGCUUCCAGAAGAUCUACAAGCAGUUCUUCCCAUUCGGAGACCCCACCAAGUUCGCCACAUUUGUUUUCAACGUCUUUGAUGAAAACAAGGACGGGCGGAUUGAGUUCUCUGAGUUCAUCCAGGCGCUGUCGGUGACCUCGAGGGGAACCCUGGAUGAGAAGCUGCGGUGGGCCUUCAAGCUCUACGACUUGGACAACGACGGCUACAUCACCAGGAACGAGAUGCUGGACAUCGUGGAUGCCAUUUACCAGAUGGUGGGGAACACUGUGGAGCUCCCCGAAGAGGAGAACACCCCUGAGAAGAGGGUGGACCGGAUCUUCGCCAUGAUGGACAAGAACGCCGACGGGAAGCUGACGCUGCAGGAGUUCCAGGAAGGCUCCAAGGCGGACCCGUCCAUCGUGCAGGCACUGUCCCUCUACGACGGGCUGGUAUAGUCCAAGGCCCGGAGCUAGGAUGCCCAGGUACCACUCACCUCCUCCCGUGCCAUGAGGCCACCUCAGCCCCAACAUCACCCUCCCGUGUCCACCCAGCCUCUCUCCGCAUCCACCCCCAGCCGGGCUGCCCUGGAACCGCGAGGCCCGGCUCGCCUCUGCCCUGCCCCACACCCACCCGCCGCCUGAAGCCACCGGCGCCAAUUGUCAACAACCUCUGCUUGUCUGGAAAACAGCAGCACGGAUGGGAAAAGGCUCCAGCCCUCUGCAGAACCAAGGACUCGGCUGCUUCGCAGGCAGCCCCUCGGUCCCUCCUGCUCUUCUGCGUGUGUGCUUAUUUUUUUUUAUUUCAAACAGACAUUGAAAAGGA